Molecule: messenger RNA, 454 nt
Organism: Trematosphaeria pertusa
Lineage: Eukaryota; Fungi; Ascomycota; Dothideomycetes; Pleosporales; Trematosphaeriaceae
Exons: 1
Coding region: 127-393 (88 amino acids)
Source: RefSeq, a predicted model, not a curated record
ACGAACGAAAGCUAGAUAGAGGCGUAUGCCGCGGGGACAGUCCCGCGGUCCGCUGAUCAAUAGACGUCUGAUGCAAGCCCUCACGAGUAGCCGUCGGCGUGAUGCUCAGGGUCUGAAGCGGUGUACAUGCUUGGCCGCGUAGCUAGCCACACACGAUGGUCCCUGCCUAUCACGACGGGGACAGUGGGGUCGCGAAAGGCAAGAGGUCGUGUGCGCACUUGCCGCUGCUGGGCAAACUGCCUCCCGCGAAGCCCACGUCGUAGUCAGCUGCAGCCCCUUCUGCUCGCCUCCAGGGCUGCGUUGUCGCUUCGUCCAGUGACUGCGCGACUGCACUCCUCUUCUUUGCACUGCGACUCGCCGCGAUGGAUGGCACGCGCACACGACGGCAGAUAGGCGUUUCUCCCCUCCACGCCGAGACGCAGAGGCAUGCAGCUCGCCCGCCCGCCCUCGGAAA